AUGUCAGCGAUAUUCCUCCCAGCUGGAUAUCCAAACACUGUCACUCCUGAUUAUCUGCGCUAUCAAAUGUACAAUGACGUGCAAGAAUUCUGCAGUUCUUUGUCGGGGUUACUAGCUUCCAGAGGCGCGCUCGAAGGUUUUGGAGUGGGUGACGCAUCAGCAUCAGCAACCCAAGCGCUCCUUCUGACAGUACUGAAAGAUGUCUGUUCGCGGUUCACAACCAUAAUAGGCGCCUAUUACUUCGGUACCUCCUUAUACCCCGAAACCAAAACAUUCCGCUUUCUCGCAGAUGUCAUCAACGACACCUCCAUUGUCCUAGAUACCAUAUCCCCAUAUUUCACCAGCAUAUCCCUCUCUACAACAUCUCCAUAUCUCCCAUCGGGCUCGACUCUCCAAAUCGUAGCACUGUGUAUGAGCGGAGCCAUGAGAUCUCUCUGUGGACUGGUUGCAGGCGGAUCAAAAGCAGCACUUACAGACCACUUCGCUUCACCUGUGAACAGUAAAGGCGACGUGGGCGAAUUGAAUGCUAAAAGUGCGAGCAGAUCAACCGUGGUUGCAUUGACAGGUGUCUUGCUCGGAACGCUCAUCAUUCCUUAUAUCACGACCCGCACCUCAAUUUACACCGCCCUAUUCUUCCUCGUCUUUGGCCAUCUUUUAGCCAAUUAUCUUGCGGUGCGCAGUGUCGUACUCCGAUCGUUUAAUAGGCAACGGUCUAGCAUCCUUUGGAGUACAUUCCGUAACCCGAAAGUAGGAGCAAAUGGACGUUCUGUUGUCUUGACCCCAAAAGAUGUAUCAGACCGAGAGAUAAUUUUAGACAUUCCCAGCCGCAUCCGCGAUGCGGUCGCCAACAAAGUCAUCGGACACUGCUUGUUGAGCGUAUCUGUGCAGUACGCUAUGACACGCUGUAACACAUCGCACGUUCUCAAGAUGCUCCAGUACUUCCAGGAAGAACCGUACGUUCUCUUCGUGGCGGAGCCUCGAUCAUGGAGGCAACGCGAACCAUGCAUCUUGGUGUCUUUCAAAGAAGGAUACGGAUCCCUGGACCAAUUACGCGCUUGGCUGCAUGCGCUGGAGAUAGCUGCGAUGUGGAGUGCCCGGCAUAUGCGUACCCAUGAAAUCGAGGACAUGGUGCUCUCGACGCAUGAGACGCUCAGGAAGCAGUUCUCUCGUUUUAUGGGAUGCAUGAAGGAAGCAGGGUGGAAUAUUGAAGAAGGUGCGAUGAUGAUGGGGUCUCCGAGUAGUGUGAUCAUGUCCCCUGAGACGAUGAAGGAUGCAUGAUUUCUUUGUAGAGGCACGCAGCAGCACUUGGUUUGCCUGGUGUGUACGAUUGCACAUGAAUAUAGAUCGCUUGAUCCGUUCGGCUAUGAUACUCGCACACGGAGACGAUAUAUAUACAAGCCGUCACCUCCGAUUGUCGCAUAUGAUUUUGAGUGAAACUGCAGUUGCUCAAGAAACUCAAGGAAGUUGUUGCACAUGCUAGCGAUG
Suillus subaureus is the source of this 1485-nucleotide messenger RNA. RefSeq names its product vitamin B6 photo-protection and homoeostasis-domain-containing protein. Lineage: Eukaryota; Fungi; Basidiomycota; Agaricomycetes; Boletales; Suillaceae. Bases 1 to 1278 code for a protein of 425 amino acids. The transcript is spliced from 7 exons. The record is from RefSeq and is a predicted model, not a curated record.